AUGACGACUUCAAAUAUAAGGAGUAUGGUCAGUCCGUUACCGAGUAUAUCUGUGAAGGAGCAGAUGACGGACAAUUCGGAGAAUAAACAAUUAUCAACAACCAGUUCCAUUCAUGUAUCGAAGAACUGGGUAUUACCAGAAAGAUUGAAACCGGGAAGGAAACCGGUAUUAAGAUCAGGUGUAACUAAACCAUCUGCAACUAGUAGUAGUAGUAAUAGAAAAAGUCUUGCUUCUAGAUUGCAACUGGCUAGAAGUUUAUUAGGUACGUCUAGAAGUUUACCAUCGACGGGUCAAUCGAGAGAAGAGACAUUAGUGGCUCCAUCGCCAUCAGAUAAUAAACAUGACGAUGACCUCAGCAUAACUGAUGAUAUUACUAUAGAAGACGGCAGUAGUAGUAGUAGUGGUAGAGGUAAUGAUUCUGCGGCGAGGAGAAGAAAACAAAAUAGAGACGCUCAGAGAGCUUAUAGGGAAAGAAAGGCUAAUAGAAUACAUAUAUUGGAAGAUACUGUAAGUAAUUUACAGACAGAUGUAGAAUUAUGGCAAACAAGAUGUGAUAAUUUAGUAAAAGAAAGAGAGGAAGCGAAAUUUGCACUAGAGAACGCCCUUGACGAGAAUGAAUCUCUAUUAAGACAAAUCCAACUUUUGAAAGACGAAGUCAUUGUGAGAUCGGCUUCUAAUGAAAGUGAUAAGAAUUCAAUUUCAUUUGAUAAAAUAGAGAAUGAUUCUUUGAAUGAAAUGAUUCAAAAUUUUACUCCAAUGAAGGCAAUUCCAUUAAUUAAAAAAAAUUCAAAUUGUAAAGGAAAUAAUUCUGGAGAUUGUUGUAGUAAGAAGAAGAAAAUGAUGAAGAAAGAUGAUUUACCAGAUUUAAAAGUGUGGACUCCUGGUUCAUGUGAUAGAUGUAAAGCGGAUCCAAACAAUAAAGCUUUUUGCAAAUCAAUCUUUAAGGAUAAUAUGAACCCUUCAUCAACUUUACCAGAAUCAAUCGUUAAUAAUAGCAGUGGUGGCGAUAAUAGUAAUAUAAAACAAUUACCUUUGUCUCCAUCAUCAAUAAUGUCUCAGGAAACGAAUAAACCUUGUAAUGAUAACCCUAAGAAAUGUUGUGGUAAUUGUCCAAAGGAGAAGAAAACGAAGGAAUAUAUCCCCAUUACAGAUACUUAUCAAAGGAUCAGAAAACAUAUGACCUCACAACAGGAUAAUACUUGCAUUUCAAAAUUAAAAAAUGAAUCCAAUAAAAAUUCUACUUUAAUUAACGUUUUACAAAAUAUUGCAACUGAUUUAGAGGUCAACGGUAGGGAAAUUGAAGUCACCAGUAUUGAAAAGGCUUUAGAUAAUCUAGAAAAAUAA
Messenger RNA from Maudiozyma barnettii, 1344 nucleotides. RefSeq lists its product as uncharacterized. The transcript has a single exon. Gene Ontology annotation, molecular function: transcription cis-regulatory region binding; DNA-binding transcription activator activity, RNA polymerase II-specific. The record is from RefSeq and is a predicted model, not a curated record. The coding region runs from base 1 to 1344 and encodes 447 amino acids. Gene Ontology annotation, cellular component: RNA polymerase II transcription regulator complex; nucleus. NCBI's taxonomy places the organism in Eukaryota, Fungi, Ascomycota, Saccharomycetes, Saccharomycetales, Saccharomycetaceae.